AUGUCCCUAGUGUUGGGCGGAUCCAGGCCCAGGGUUUCAGGGUGUCUCUCGAUAAAACGGAAGCCCUGCUAUUCCAUAGCCCGAGGAUGUGUCCUUCUUCGUGGCAGCAUGGUGGUUGAAGGCGUUAGGAUUCCGGUGGCCUCCAGUAUGAAGUAUCUUGGUCUUGUUCUGAAUGGUCACUGGAAUUUCGGGAGACUUGUGAGGGCGGCAGGAGGAUUUGGCAAUCUGUGA
Molecule: messenger RNA, 231 nt
Organism: Pieris macdunnoughi
Lineage: Eukaryota; Metazoa; Arthropoda; Insecta; Lepidoptera; Pieridae
Source: the annotation of a GenBank genome assembly